AAGGCUAUUAUAAAAGAGGGACAUCUACACAAGCAGACAAGCUCCUUUCAGCGAUGGAGGAGGCGCUAUUUCAAACUACGAGGCAGGACGCUCUAUUACGCCAAGACUGCAAAGUCUAUCAUAUUUGAAGAGGUUGACAUAACAGACGCCAGUGUUGCUGAGUCAAGCACCAAGAACCUAAACAACAGUUUCACAGUGUUCACUCCCUUUCGCAAACUGAUCCUUAGUGCGGACAAUAGGAAGGACAUGGAGGAAUGGAUGGCGGCCCUCAAGUCUGCACAGAACCGUGAGCUGUUUGAGUCUGCCCAGUACAGUGUGGACCACUUUUCCGGAAUGCACAACUGGUAUGCCUGCUCUCAUGCUCGACCCACCUACUGCAAUGUGUGCCGGGAAGCGCUUUCCGGGGUCACCUCCCAUGGACUCUCCUGUGAAGUGUGCAAGUUUAAGUCUCACAAGCGGUGUGCCGUGAGGGCUACAAACAACUGCAAAUGGACUACCUUGGCCUCUAUUGGGAAAGACAUCAUAGAGGAUGAAGAUGGGGUAUCAAUGCCACACCAGUGGUUGGAGGGGAACCUACCUGUUAGUGCGAAGUGCACGGUAUGCGAGAAGACUUGUGGCAGCGUGCUGCGCCUACAAGACUGGCAGUGUCUGUGGUGCAAAGCAACGGUACAUACAUCCUGCAAGGAGAUUUUACCUAAAAAGUGUCCACUUGGCCAGUGUAAAGUGUCUGUAAUUCCCCCAACAGCCCUCAACAGCAUAGACUCAGAUGGGUUUUGGAAAGCCACCUGUCCCCCUUCCUGUACUAGCCCUUUGCUUGUGUUUGUAAAUUCUAAGAGUGGAGACAACCAAGGUGUAAAGUUCUUAAGACGCUUCAAGCAGCUGUUGAACCCAGCUCAAGUUUUCGAUCUUAUGAAUGGUGGACCCCAUCUUGGCUUACGUUUGUUUCAAAAAUUCGACACCUUCAGAAUAUUGGUAUGUGGUGGAGAUGGAAGUGUAGGCUGGGUUCUCUCUGAAAUAGAUGCUCUAAAUCUUCACAAGCAGUGCCAGCUUGGGGUGUUGCCCCUAGGAACAGGGAAUGACUUGGCGCGAGUGCUGGGCUGGGGCUCUGCAUGUGAUGAUGACACUCAGUUACCCCAAAUACUGGAGAAGUUUGAGAGGGCUGGCACUAAAAUGCUGGAUAGGUGGAGCAUCAUGGUGUAUGAGACCAAACUGCCAGCUCAGGUUCCAGAUCCCUGUACAAUAUCGGAGCCAAGUGAGGACUGUGAGGUGCAGCAGAUUCUGGGUUAUGAAGACUCUGUAGCCGCUCACUUAUCUCAGAUCCUCAGCUCGGACCAACACUCUGUGAUUAUCUCAUCAGCCAAGGUCCUGUGUGAAACUGUAAAAGAUUUUGUUGCCCGCGUUGGAAAGGCCUAUGAGAGAAUGACAGAGAGUUGUGAAGAAUCUGAAACAAUGGCAGGAAAGUGCACUGUUCUUCGAGAGAAGCUGGACUCCCUCUUGAACACUUUGAAUGAGGAGUCCCAGGCUACGUCAGUCCUGUCCCAACCUCCGCCUACAAUAAAUGAGGAGAUGGAAGAGUCUUCAGAAAAUGCCACAUGCCCUCCAGUUAUCUCUCCUUCUCCAGUGCGAUCUCAGACUUUUCGGCCUCGUGAACAGCUCAUGCUUAGAGCCAACAGUCUGAAGAAAGCCAUUCGACAAAUAAUUGAGCAGGCAGAGAAAGCUGUUGAUGAACAGAAUGCUCAAAGUAAUGAAGAUUUCCUCCUGUCCUUUCCUCCAGAGGAUGGUAAAGAUCGAAGUUCGGCAAGCACAGUGAACACACAUAGUGUCAAUGCUCUGCCCAGGAUAAGAGCAUCAAGCAGAGCAGGCAAAUCAGAAAGAGCAACCAGUAAAAGCAGCCUCUCUGUGGGAGCCUCUACAUCCCUCCCUGCUGCUAAUACCCAUCGGGAGCAUAUGCACCAAAACAUGAGAGCUGGAAUGUCUGGAUCUUUACCCGGGAAUUCCAUCAUUAGCCGUCUGCUUAUUAGUGCUGACCCAUUUACCUCGGAACCAGACUUGAAUUGUUACACAGAAAGAUGUGUAAUGAACAAUUACUUUGGGAUUGGACUGGAUGCAAAGAUAUCUUUGGAUUUUAACAACAAAAGGGAUGAGCACCCCAAGAAAUGCAGAAGUCGCACAAAGAACAUGAUGUGGUAUGGUGUACUGGGGACCAAAGAGCUGCUACAGAGAACGUACAAGAACCUGGAGCAGAGAGUGCUUCUAGAGUGUGAUGGAGUGCCAAUUCCCUUACCCAGCCUGCAAGGAAUUGCUGUACUGAACAUUCCCAGUUACGCCGGCGGCACAAACUUCUGGGGAGGCAACAAAGAAGAUGAUACAUUUGCUGCACCUUCUUUUGAUGAUAAAAUCUUGGAGGUGGUUGCUGUAUUUGGCAGUAUGCAGAUGGCAGUGUCCAGGGUCAUCAAGCUGCAGCAUCACCGGAUUGCUCAGUGCCGAAUGGUGAAAAUUACAGUACUCGGUGAUGAAGGGGUCCCUGUGCAAGUAGAUGGAGAGGCUUGGAUUCAGCCACCAGGUUAUAUCCGUAUAGUGCACAAGAACAGGACACAGACCCUCACCCGAGACAGGGUAAUUCUGUCAACAUUUGUGGAUUUUACAACAGCAAUAACAGACACAUGUUAA
This is a messenger RNA of Staurois parvus, 2670 nucleotides long. Lineage: Eukaryota; Metazoa; Chordata; Amphibia; Anura; Ranidae. The record is from the annotation of a GenBank genome assembly.